Molecule: messenger RNA, 1475 nt
Organism: Drosophila eugracilis
Lineage: Eukaryota; Metazoa; Arthropoda; Insecta; Diptera; Drosophilidae
Product: phenoloxidase-activating factor 2-like
Exons: 2
Coding region: 28-1374 (448 amino acids)
Biological process (GO): proteolysis
Molecular function (GO): serine-type endopeptidase activity
Source: RefSeq, a predicted model, not a curated record
UCAGUUACUUCCGUGACGCCGAUCAGAAUGGUUCAUCUGCGCGGAAAACUUUUAAUCUUGUGUCUCAUCCUGGCCACUUGCCUUUCGCAAGGCCAGGCACACUAUUGGUUUCAGAACCAGCCUCAGGUUCAGCAGCAGGCUCAAAAUCAAAACUUAAAAUACAGUAUAUACCAGUACGACAAUGGCCUACAGUCUUGCGGAGGAUUGAAAGAUUAUGUGUGCGUUCCAAAACGUCAGUGCCGUACUCAAAUGACUUUUCGAGAUAUGAUAGGAGGCAACAUGGGGUGUUAUACCACGUCGACUUGCUGCCAUAAAAGCAAAAUUUUGACCGACACAAUCGAUGUCAUUCCACUGAGGGCCAACAACGAUUGCGGAGUUGUGAAUUUUGGAUCAGGCAGGGGAGGAAUCAGCAACCUAGAAGAUAUGGCCCAGGAGUCUGAAAUUACAUGGAUGGUGGCCUUAUUAAAAGCCUCAUCCAGUGAAUACGUGGCAGGUGGCUCCCUGAUCUCUUCCCAUAUCGUUAUCACAUCACAAAAAAACAUAGAAAGCAUGAUGGCCUCCGACAUUGUUGUUAGGGCUGGCGAGUGGGACUUCAAAACCACGACUGAGCAGUUCCCUCACGUAGACAUUAAUGUCUUGGAGAUCAAGCGUCAUCCUGGCUUUAAUUAUCAGACCAAGGGCAACAAUGUGGCCCUUCUUUUCCUCGAAAAAUCGUUUAAGAAAGCCCCUCACAUCAAUCCCAUUUGCCUGCCAAGGGCUCCUAAAACAUUUGAUCUUAACAAGUGCAUCUUCACUGGAUGGGGUAAAAAAUCCUUUGAAGAUACAACCUACAUGAACGUUAUGAAGAAGAUCUCUAUGCCGGUAGUCAAGAGGGGUACAUGCCAACAAAUACUUCGCCAAUUUGAGCCCGAUUUUGUCCUCGACAAUAGCUUGAUGUGCGCAGGCGGAGAAUCGGAAAAGGACUCCUGCACUGGCGACGGUGGCUCUCCACUGGCCUGUCCAUUGAAAGAAAAUCCCCAGCGGUAUGAACUGGCGGGUAUUGUCAACUUCGGGGCAGAUUGCGGAAUGGAAGGCAUCCCAGGCGUAUACACAAAUGUGGCCAACAUUAUCGACUGGAUUCGUCAGGAAACGGAUAAUGUUCCAGAGCCUCCUGAAGAAAUCUAUGCACCAACCUUUUCACCUAUCCAGUUCAUCAUCCCGGACGCCGAUAAAAACUCUCGAUCAGAAAUACCCAAUAGCAACGAAAAUAUUGGAACUCUGUAUGGUCGAGCUGAAAAUAACUGGAACGGUGUGGAAAAACCCAAAACAGCUGAUGACAACACCUAUGAUAUGACCCGCUUUUUUAGUUCUACAAUGGAUUACAAAUUCGUUUAAGGAAACUAUAUAAUAAACGGAUAGCCGACUUUUAACGCAAAAUGUUAUCCUUUUCAUUGUUAAGUAAAAACAAAUAAAAAACAGAAAGAAUUCAAAAGAUA